ACUUACCCUAUUUCGAGGGUAUGAGCAAGGAGCACUUCAGAGGGCAAGCAAACGUUGGAUUGAAGUGACUCGUUUACAAGUAGGCGACUCUUUAUAUGCUUUUGUAGUGUACCUGCCACUUUACGGCAUUCCAGGAUAACAACUAGCCUACCUUUGACCUACUGCCUGACGUGCUGCUAAUCGUUUAAACUGAUCACAGCGCGAUGGCUGUGCAACCAAAUCCAGAAAACAACCGGUUUGUCACAUGACUGUGCUCAUCAUGAGUUUGUUUCCGCGUCUGAAUGAAAGAGAGAGAGAGGGGCAUAUCUGAACUGUUGCGGUCCGCAAAACGCGCCGCCGAGCCAAGGUGAUAUUCCGGGCAAGGGGACCCCCACAUUACCAUCGCCCUGACACGCUGCGGCAAGAACAUGCUCACACGGAUGAAAUCAGCUGUGGCCAAUUUUAUGGGAGGUAUGAUGGCUGGCAGUUCAAACGUUGACCAUUUCGGUGGCCCCGAUUUACCGCUGAAAUAUCCGUACACAAGACCGGAGUUUCUGGGACUGUCACCGGAUGAAAUCGAGUGCUCGGCGGAUCAUAUUUCUCGGCCGAUCCUCAUUCUGAAAGAUACGAAGAGGCUGCCAUGGGCCACUGGUUAUGCAGAGGUGAUCAAUGCUGGGAAGAGCCUUCUGAACGAGGACCAGGCAUGCUGUGAGGUGGUGCUGGUGAGGAGGAGACUCAGUGCUGGGGGAAACUCCACCCCCAACAUGACCCCCACCACACGGAGGAGGUCCUCCCUGCCCAAUGGAGAGGGACUGGGGAUCAGGGAGGACUCUGAUGCAGUGCCCGGACUGAUCUUCCACUACUGGGGGCUGUUUGACGGCCAUGCGGGCUCAGGGGCGGCGGUGGUGGCGUCUAAGCUGCUCCAGCACCACAUCGUAGAACACCUCCGAGAGGUCCUGGAUGUCCUGAGGAACACGGCCCAGCUGGUCCCCAUCAUCCACGGGGAAGAGCCCACCAACCUCACCCCCACCACCCACAGGGGCAUCACCAGGACCGCCUCACUACGGGGGGCCGCAGGGGCACCCGGCUCCCCCAGUCACCCCCCUCCCACCAGGUUCUUCACAGAGAAGAAGGUCCGUCAUGAGAGCCUGGUGAUGGGAGCCAUCGAGAAUGCCUUCAAAGAGAUGGAUGCCCAGAUUGAGAGAGACAAGGCUGUGUUUAACGUCUCAGGAGGCUGUACUGCUCUGUGUGCGCUCUUUUUACUCGGAAAGCUCUACGUUGGAAAUGCCGGGGACAGCAGAGCAAUCAUUAUCCGAGGUGGAGAGGUUAUCCCCAUGUCUACAGAGUUCACACCCGAGUCAGAGCGGCAGCGCUUGCAGUUCCUGGCCUACAUGCAGCCACACCUGUUAGGGGGAGAGUUUACACAUCUGGAGUUCCCCAGACGAGUACAGAGGAAGGAGGUGGGGAAGAGGAUGCUCUAUAGGGACUUCACUAUGUCUGGCUGGGCAUAUAAAACCAUUGAGGACGACGACCUGAAGUUUCCCCUAAUCUAUGGCGAAGGGAAGAAGGCACGUGUGUUGGCUACCAUCGGGGUCACCAGGGGCCUGGGAGACCACGAGCUCAAAGUGCAUGACUCCAACAUCUACAUCAAGCCCUUUUUGUCCUGCUGCCCAGAGGUCAAAGUUUACCCUCUGACUCAAUACGAACACGGGGCGGAUGACGUCCUGGUGAUGGGGACAGACGGGCUGUGGGACGUUCUCUCCAACCAGGAGGUUACCGAGGCAGUCACCUGCUUCCUGGCCAACUGUGACCCUGAUGACCAGCAUAGGUACACGAUGGCAGCUCAGGACCUGGUCAUGAGGGCGCGGGGGGUUCUGAAGGACCGAGGCUGGAGGAUAGCCAACGACCGGCUGGGCUCUGGAGAUGACAUCUCUGUCUACAUCAUCUGUCUGAUGUACGGCAACCGGCAGACCUAGCCCAGGCCCAGCUUGCCAGCACCCACCAUGGGACUCAAGACAUAGAUUGUGUCUGAAAUGGCACCCUAUUCCCUAUGUAGUGCACUGCACUACUUUUAGCCAAGUCCAUAAAAAGUAGUGCACUGUAUAGGAUGCAAUUUUAGGCACUCGCCCAAGUGGCAGACCUAGCUGAGGCCCAGCUAACCACCCACCAUGGGACUCUAGACAGGCUGCUCCCCCUCUCCCAUCUAUCCUAACCCCCCUUUCCUUAAAUCAAUGCCCUGGUGCUCACACCGUGCUUAAUCCUGGAUUGUUUUCCUGGGGAAGCAAAAUGGCACCUGGUUGUAUUACAGUACAGGGUAGCAUGAUUGUGCUUCUCUCUUGUGAAAGGAAAUUCUCAGGAUGUUACAAUAUACAGUACCUUCAGUUUCUUCUUUUGUUUCUGUGCUGCAAAUGAAAAAUUGACAAUUCUGUAGUCAGAGGCAUAUGAGGCCCAGGUAUUUGAAACUAUUCAGUAGGCUAUGGUUUCUGCAUAGCCAAAUAUUUUCUGUUACAAUGGAAGGCUAUAGCUUUCACAAAGGUGAUCCUACUAUUUUGGAUAUCGCAUGGGACAAUUUUAAAUGAAGGGCAAAGGGACCGUCUUUCGAAGUGCAAUGCUUUAUGGUGUUGGUUUUUAGCCUAUUUAGAUAUUGUUAAUAUAUUACUGAUUAUGAACAUGUAAAUAAGCUUAAACAUUAAUGGAUUUUAGAAGUGGAUUUCAGUUAUAUACCCUGUUUGAGUUGUGUGUACAGUAUACGUUAUGGAACCUGUUUUUGUUCCUAUGAUGUUCUGUGUGUCUUUUCUGACUAAGGUCAACCAUCCAUAAAUCACUGACCUAGACUAGGGGUGUCAAACAUACAAUCUGGCCUGACGGUGGUUUUAGUAAAAAUCUGUUUUAUGUUUAGAAAUGAUAAUGGAUCUACAUUUUAUACAGUUUCUUGACUGUGUUCAACUUGCUAAUAAUCACCUAAAUGAAAGCGAGACAGUCAGGGAGCAUCAAAUUCCAAAAACGAUGGAUAGAGGAAAAAAAAUUUAACCACAUUUUGACAGCUAGGAAAUAAAAAAAAAAUAUAUGACUAGCAAAAUGACUGACUCUUCUGACCUAGACUGUACAAUCCUACCACAAGCAUACUAUAGCUGUCAGAACCAUGGUUUGUGUGUUUCUCUCCAAGUGUAAAAUGAAUGAAAUCAGACUGGUGUUAUUGCCAGUGACUGUUUCUCACAUUGUUUACCUUUUCUCCAUUUUGAUGGGUUUGUAUUUUCUUUGUCAUUGCUGUACUCCUGAAUCUGAAUUUACUUAGAGGUUAUGAAGGGACACAUCUUCCCACUCGAUUAGGUCUGCAAACGGCAUGUAUAUUACUGGAAACGUUCUACGUUUUUUGGUAUCUUUCAAUGAUUUUAUCCUAUCCAUCACAAGACAUUUAGUGGCCAUUUUGGGUAUAUUCGAUUAUCACAGGGGUCUGUAAUAAUCUCUGGCCCUCUGUGUGGCUUUAUCACAUGUACAAUAUAUGAAAUAAUUGAAUAAGAUGAUGAAGUAUAGAAUGAGAGCUGUAAAACAUUAUCCUAAAUAUACAUUUAGAGAAUACCAUUGGUGUUUAAUGAGGGUUUCAGCAUUAAAUAUCUUUAUUUUUAUAAAAUAUUUUACAAAUGUUUAUUUAUAUUACUAUGUAUUUAUUGACUUCCAACUGGUGUCAGUUGUGGGGAAAAAGUAAGUUGGAAGAGUUGAGGGAUAAUCAUGAAGGGCUAUGCGUUCUAUGCAAAAUAAUGAACAACGUGGAAGGUGUGUUCCAAGACGCGAUAGUGGAGUAAACUGAAUUUCCACGGAGUUGGAUUAUUUCCCAGAGAAUGCAUAUAGCCCCGAGUUGAUUAUCCAUUUUAUACCAUAGCUAUAUUUUAACACAUUUGCCAGAAAUGUGUUAAUUUGUUGGUAGAAAUGUGUUCAAGUUGCCGUGAUAACCAAACAGACUUGCUGGUUUAGCUAACCAAACCAUCAGUCCUAGCUUGCUAUUAUGAAAAUUGAAUUCAGCAAUGCCAAUAAUGUUUUCAAUUCGACUUUUGCUUUCAAAAGCAGCUCAAACAAAACAUGUAAGAGUGAACUAUAGCCAUUUAAUUUUAGUUUUGAGAUACCGUGCCUUUAUAGGGAAAUGAUGCAUGCUCUAGAAUGCCAAUCAGAAACAAGUUUUCAACAAUGCUAUGGUAUAGUUAUGCAAUAAGGCCCGAGGGGAUGUGGUAUAUGGCCAAUAUACCACAGCUAAGGGCUGUUCUUAUGCACAACGCAGCACAGAGUGUCUGGAUACAGCCCUUAGCCAUGGUAUUUUGGCCAUAUACUGUACCACGAAGCCUUAUUGCUAUUAUAAGUUGGUUACCAAAGUAAUUAGAAGAGUAAAAUAAAUAUUUUAUCAGUCCCGUGGUAUACUGUCUGAUAUACCACAGCUUUCAGCCAGUCAGCAUUCAGGGCUCAACCGCCCAGUUUAUAAUUGAAAAAAAUUAUGUUGUUGAUUAGAUGCUUUUUUAAAUUAAUUAGGGUAUUUUCUCUUAGAUCUUAUGCUUCAUCUACUAGAAAUCCAUGGACAAUAUGGACACAAAUCAAAUAAAUUAAUACUAUGAUAUAUAUAUAUUUUUUUACAGUUCUAGUAUCAAUUACCAAAGUUAUGAUAGAUUGUGAAAGAUUUUCUGUGAAUUAUCCAAAUUACUGAAGAUUGUGGUAACUUUGGUAAAUUACUGGUAGCUUUGCAACCCUACAUUUGAUACAUAAUAGUGAAACAUCUACCUCAUGCUUUUGGUUUGUUUUAAACAAGAGAUCCAAUCCAUUGUCUUUGUUUCACCUGUGCAUUUUUUCUAUAUGUCAAAUACAUGUCUGCAUCAUCCUGUGUUGCGUGCUUGUUUACUUUCGAAAUAUGAAACUGCAUAGGUACAGUGCAUGUGCCAUUCUUUACUUAAAUAAUGUCAUGUCACUCGUUUUCAUACUAGUAUGGCUUAGUCUAGCUCUGUUCAACAUUGUAUAAGGGCAGGGAUGGGCAACUUAUCAUGAGGGGCAAUAUUGCGCUCGCAUACACACAAAACAUUUUAGUGCCCCCCCCCCCCCCCCCCCCCCGAGAGCGGAGAUUUAAAAAAUUAAAUAAUUAAGAGUUCAUUUUGAGGAUCUACACGUUUUGCUAUGGGGUGUAGAGAAAAUGUUGCAGUUCUAAAGCAAGUUUGCUGCAAUUCUACACAGUUUGCGGUUUUUAAUAUGACUGAUUUAACAAAGUACAUCGGGGCCCACUGAUGGUAAUUCGACCAUAAUACGUUUAUAUAGUUUAGGAGUCAGCUAACUUAGCAAUCAAAAAUUAUUUAGCUGUCAUUGGCUAAUUUACUGACUCUGACUGACAUAAGAUAAAAACUGUUGAUGCACAACCAAAUGUCUUAAAUUGCACCAUGUGUAUUUUACUAUUUUAACUCUCAACAGUAAGUUGAGACCCCGACUGGGUUCCCCAAUCCCCCCCCCCCCCCCCCCCCCAAAAAUGAAAUGUGAUCAAAGGGCAUUCAAAAGGAGGGUUGCUAGUUGCCCAUCCCUGUAGUAGGGGAAACUCCCCUAUCUGUUAUGUAUUACAUGAAUAUGACAUAAGUAUAAAUGGUUUACUGAAUGUUGUGAGGGCAGAAUAUUUACUUGAGACAUGGUUGUGUAAUUUUAUCUUGAAACAAAUGCUUGAUUUAAUCAAAAGUUCAAGUUACAACAAGUGUGUAUCUCUCAAAUUAACAUUCAGACCAGAGGUACAUCAGAUACAUGUAUUAGGAAGUUUUUGGGAGAAACACAAAAGAUGCAUUGGGAUGUUGGAAUGAAACUCAACCCUCUGUGUUUUUUGUCAUUUUGAAAUGAUGUUUACUUGUAGUUCACUGUUCCUAUGUCACACAACUCAGGGAGCUAUGUGACUGAUUCUCAUGCCGGAUGUUGAAUAGAAUGCUUUCUCUGUACAGAGUGUAUUUUAUCCUGUAUCCUUGUGUUAUUAUGCAGUCUGGUAUUUAGACAUUGCUGAACGAUACUCUGCAAACUAACCAUUUAUGGCAUUGACCUGAAUCAAUUUCUGUUCAGAUACAGUAUGAAGGAUCUACAGUGUCUUGGGUUCCCACCUGUUUCCCCUUUUAUGGAUCAGAGGAUCUAUAAAAAAGCAUCUAUUUAAAUACUUGAUGCACUUCAGUCAAUGUAGUAUGUAUAUUCUUUAUUCAAUACAGUGGGCUGACAAUGUCUCCUGGAUGACCAGUCAGGAGCUACAUUAAUAGGCAUUCCACCUCACGUAGGACCUCUACUGAUGACGCUGAUGCUCUAAAGAUAAACCCAUACAGUCACUAAUGACGUCAGAACUUGGGACUUGCAAGAUGUGUCUGUGGCGUUUUAAGUGGAUUCGUAUCUGAGUUGUUUAAAAACGUUUUUAGGGAGGUGUUGACGUCUACAACCGCACGGUUUCUAAUCCAGACAAAUCAGUCUCCAGUCGUGCAUAUUCCAUGUUAACUCUUAUCACUGUUCCUUUUACUUUUGUGUUAGUAUGUUUCUUUUCAAGCUGUUUCAAAGUGUUUCUGUUUUGAUCACACAAACUUUGCUCAACUGCUCUAUGACUGACUCGCUCAAAACAAUGCAGAAAGAGACUCAAGCAGAAAGUAAAAAAAUAAUUGUAAAUACAGUACAAUGUAAAAAGACAGUCGGAAACAAGUCUAUCCUUUGUAAUACUGUGUUGGACAUUUUUUGUGACUCCAAAAAACACUAAAUGAAGUAAUCGGGAAUUCGUAAUGUCUUCAAAACGUAUGUGCAGUCUAAAAAAUUAAGGAUUGCUUUUACAAUUUAUAAAAAUUGCUGUGUGAGCUAUCAUUCCAAA
Messenger RNA from Salvelinus fontinalis (brook trout), 6820 nucleotides. RefSeq names its product protein phosphatase 1H-like. The record is from RefSeq and is a predicted model, not a curated record. Gene Ontology annotation, molecular function: protein serine/threonine phosphatase activity. The transcript is spliced from 10 exons. Gene Ontology annotation, biological process: protein dephosphorylation. The coding region runs from base 408 to 1955 and encodes 515 amino acids. NCBI's taxonomy places the organism in Eukaryota, Metazoa, Chordata, Actinopteri, Salmoniformes, Salmonidae.